Ipomoea nil (Japanese morning glory) is the source of this 2454-nucleotide messenger RNA. RefSeq lists its product as uncharacterized. The transcript has 2 exons. Bases 1352 to 2257 code for a protein of 301 amino acids. The record is from RefSeq and is a predicted model, not a curated record. Lineage: Eukaryota; Viridiplantae; Streptophyta; Magnoliopsida; Solanales; Convolvulaceae.
AUUCGGUAGCUUGGCCGACCUCCGGGGCCGAGCCGAGGUCUGGCCGACCACGGAGGUCGAGCCUAGACCCGGUCGGCCUCUGCCUCGGGUCCGUUGCCCGAUCUUCGCCCCUUUUGCGCUAUUGUAAACACCCGUUUUUUUUUUCCGAGGGUGCGUGCGUGCCCCUUCCUUAUCCCUCCCCUUUUGUUUCGUAGGUUUGGGUGGUGUAUGAUCAUUAGUUUCGGUCUUGAUGUCCUAGACUCCAUCGACGAGAACGAGAUGGACAACCCCCAUUCUCCUAGUGAAGUACUCCCCACUGUUACUGAGGUCCCCAACCCCUCUCGGGGUUCCGCGGCCGACCUCCCUGCCCGGGUCACGAGACCGGCCGAGGUUGAGUAUACCGACCUCGACCCGCGUGUCGCCCGUUCCACCUUGUCGCGUCUCCAGGCUUAUCAUCUGACUAGGGAUACAGACACCGUGGGGCCGGGCGUUGAGGUGGUGGCGCUUGCUCCGGAUGACAAUGUGACCAAUCCGCCAGGGGUCAGCUUCUUUGGUAUCCACGUCCUCUCCUUGUCCUAUGGGUUCCGUUUUUCGAUUCACACCUUCGUGCUGUCUCUGCUCAACCAUUAUGAAAUUUCUCCGGGCCAACUAGUCCCGAACUCCCACUGCAUGGUUAUGGCCUUUAUUCUCAGGUGUCGGGAGGUACGUGUGGAGCCUUACCUCGAUCUCUUCAACUACCUUUUCUAGGCCGUGGGCUCCUCGGGCCGCUCGAGCAAGGGUUGGGUGUCCUUCUCGGCUCGCUCCCAUAUGAAAACCUUUCAGGAUCUCAACUCCUCAAACCACGAGUGGAAACCCAAGUUCGUGUUUAUCUCUGUCGGCCCUGAACUCCCUUUCGUGUCUGCAUGGAGCCCUCGAUUUCGGAAACAUGUCACACCUCGGAAGGGAGCUACCUUGUUGGAGGACGUGCGCGUUUUCCGGCGUGGUGUCCUGCCCAUAUACAUAGCGCCGAUGGUGAGCGAUGAGAGCUUAGCAGGUUUGGGGUUCACACGAGGCACCCCGCUUCUUCCUAGCCUGCCGGGGCCUCCAGAGGGCGGGCCCGAGCCCCUUCUUCUGGAUACGCCCACCUCGAGUGAGAGUUCGGGCGACAGGGCGUUUGAGUUCUUGCCGCGGGGUCGAGCCGGGUCCCCCGGCUUAAAUGAUGCCGAGCCGUCCCGUACGCCCGAGCUCAUACUCGAUGAUGAACUUGAGCUCACCAUUGCCAUGCCCAGAUGUUGGUUUUUGACACCUGUUUCUUGUUUGCUUGCACCGUCCACGACACUCCUCUUCGUUUUGACCUUGAUCUCGCUUGUUGUUGUCAGGUAAUCCCCUCCUUAUGGCAGAUCGCGUGGAAAGAUACCGUAUAGCCAAACGACAGAAGAUUGCUAGGGGAGGUGGGGCGGGUACCUCCCGGGUCAUUACCACCGGUGCACGUACCCGCGCUACUACUGUCGCUGCUCCCUCUAGGGUCCCGACCCUGCCUGCUCCGCCACAGGGCGCGCUUACUGCUCCGCCUCGCCCGAACUUGGCUCCUGUGCGUGGGUCCCCCGUCCAGCCUCGGGAGUUUCUUCGCGGUUUGGUCGCUUCUCAUGGACCUGCAUCUUCUGAUUUGGCUGGCUUCUAUGCACGUCUUCUUGAGAUGGUUCUUCACUGUACCUCUCUCCUUGGGACCCACGAGGCCCUCCAGGGACAGGUUGCUGAUCUUACUCGUUCGCUGGAGCGAGAGGAGGACGGUCGUCUGCGUGACAAUGAGGACCUGAGGCGGGAGAUCGAGGUAUUGAGAGAGGAGCUCGGCCGUGCCGUCCCCGAUUACCGGAGGUCUCCCCAGUUCGCGGAGGAUGCUAUGGCUUAUGCUCGUGCUCACCGGCAGGAGCUCAUUGAUGAGUGGCAAGCGUCCGAGGAGGGGAGGAGCCGCCUGAAGGAGGAGGGAAUGGCAGCCUAUGACGUGGGGCUAUACACGAUACAGCAGGACCUUUAUGCUAUCCUGGAGCAGCAGGACCCGGCUUUUGACCCUGAGGAGAGAGGAUUGCUUCAUCGCCUCCCCCGACCAGGUGGCCCAGCUGAUGCCGCCGCUCCUGUUGGCGUUGUCGAUCUGAGGACCUUGGACGAGCUCUUCUCGGGUGGGGAUCAGGAGAUGAGUGCCGGGCAGGUCUCCCCUACCCCUCUACAGAGCAUGGGUUCCUUUGGCGAGGACUUCGCUGCCUUUCAGGCUUCCAGCUCAGUGCCCGACCUGAACGGGUAGAUUUAGGUCAUCUCGUAUGUCAUCCUCCUUAUGUUUUAGGAUUCGUGCACUAGACUUGGUGUUUUGUUCCUUUUUGUUAGACUUGGAUGUUAUGUUCCUUUUUUGCUAGACUCAGAUGUUAUGUUCUUUUUUUGCUAGACUCGGAUGUUAUGUUCCUUUUUUUGCUAGACUCGGAUGCUAUGUUCCCUUUUUUGCUA